This is a messenger RNA of Rotaria sp. Silwood1, 870 nucleotides long. Lineage: Eukaryota; Metazoa; Rotifera; Eurotatoria; Philodinida; Philodinidae. The record is from the annotation of a GenBank genome assembly.
AUGGGUUUAUCUAUGAUUAAUGCUAUUGAAGAAUUUGAUGAAGAUAAUAAUGAACAAGUUGAUAUGAGAGUUGAUGUUGAUUCAGGUUCUGUUAAUUGUGGUAUUGUUGGUACAAGAAAAUGUAAAUUUCAUAGUUUUUCAAAUAAUGUUACAUUAGCUAAUAAAAUGGAAUUAAGUGGAAAAUCGGUCAUUACUAUGUCUGAUAAACGUAUUCCCUUUCAUUUGCGCGACAUUAAUAAUCCACCACCUCAUCUUAAUGAACAACAACAACAACAACAAACAUGGAUCGGUACAGCAAAGAAGACGAAGAAGAAUCAUCAACUACGACAACAAUAUCCACCAUUCGUUGUACCAACAUCCAUGUAUGAAGCAUCAGGAUCAGAUCCGAACUAUUCAACUUUAUCAACAGCAACACGAAAUAAAAUGAUACACUAUGCAAUUUACGACUGUUUUGCAACGACAUAUUUUAUUUGUCCUGUUUUACAAUAUUGGCCAUUUCAGCAGGUAACCAACAUUAACAUUUUUGAAUUAUUUCAGGCAUUACCACCAUCAUCUCAGGCAAACAACAACAUAUGGAAAACAAAUGUUAAUCAACAAUGGACUACAAGCAUUAUUGGCGAUGAUAUUGAAUUUAUUUCUGAUGAUGAUAAUCAAUCAUCUAUAGUAUUAUCAACUGGUAAUGAUGAUUUAUGUAUCAACAACUAUAAUGUGGUUGAUGAUGACAAAGAUUAUGAACAACAACAUUUACCAGUGAAACGACGAUCAUGUCGUCAAAGACGAACAAUUGAAGCUCGAAAACGACAAAAUCGAAAACGGACCAAUGUUUUUCGAUUAAGACGUUAUCAUUAUUUUAUCAUCCGUCGAAUAUAA